Gigantopelta aegis is the source of this 3421-nucleotide messenger RNA. RefSeq lists its product as uncharacterized. The transcript is spliced from 9 exons. Bases 84 to 2591 code for a protein of 835 amino acids. The record is from RefSeq and is a predicted model, not a curated record. Lineage: Eukaryota; Metazoa; Mollusca; Gastropoda; Neomphalida; Peltospiridae.
UAAAACGUAAACACUAAACAGUUUUGACUUUUCGAACACUCGCCAUAAAUGUGAGAUUAUCACAAUGUAAUUAUCUGUUUAAAAUGAAAACUAGACACCGUCUUGCUCUGGUGAAAGCGCCUGCCCGAUCUGUUGAAGGCGUUAGACCCAAUCAGAGUGCCACGGUGACCGACAUUUCGGCUGGCAGUGGCACGAUUUCCGCAACUGGCACAAGUCCAAGUCCAGGAAGACCACACUGGCAAAUAACUCAACAAGACGAUGAAACAUGCAGCAUGAUGAGCCCAUUUGAAAAAAAGCUGUAUCUGCGUCAGGAGGACCUGCUGUGUUCUCAGACGGUCGAUUCCCAGUGUGAGGUUAGAUGGGAUUGCACAUCUCCAGAUGCCAUUCGGCACUUGAAGAAAAUAAGGAAGUGCAGAAAUGGACAGGAUAGCAUGUCGGACAUUGUCCUCAGGUUUCUGGAUGAUAAUGGUGAAGUGUCAACUAAUACACCACCUCUUCUAAGCUUAUGGAUGGAGUCCAAAAUUGUGAAUAACACAAACAGUCGCUUCCCUGGUCAGUGUGUGGAGCCUGAGAGGAAAACGCACAGCACUCGUCGAAGAAGACGACCCACGGGACAUGAAGAAGAUGAGGCCAAGGCACUGUUAAAAAGAAUGAUUGAAAGAUGUGAAGUCAUUGAAGAGUCGACCAGUACCAAUGAAGAUGAGAAACGGAUGUUGACUACAUAUGAAAAUGGACAGCUUUUGGAAAAAACUGCAACUUUGAAAUUUUUUUCUCCGAAAUCAGAAAAAAGACAAGAAUCUCAAUCCACCAGUUUGUCUAAUAAUUCAAAUAAAGUUGAAAUGAAAAAUAUCACUUGUGACAAAUCCUCCGAUUCCGAUCAGAAAAAUGCCAGCGAUGAUAGCAUAUGGACAGAUGACGACCUGUUUGAAGACAACUCUUUUAUUCUGGAGGCCACACAACUCCCAGCAGGCAAACGGAAACUGAACUCGCCUGCCAGAGAACAACCAAACAUCAAGAACAAACGAUACACGUUCAGCCUAACAGCUGAUUGUGAUGUUGUACCACCCACAGCUGUUGCUGUAAACGCACAACAGUCUGUAACUAACACCUCUUCUGGACAAAAUACAUUAAAGAAUAUUUACCAACCAACAACUGUUACAUCAAAGAAUAUUUGUCAACGUACUACUUCCACAUCAAAGAAUAUUUGUCAACCUACUACUUUCACAUCAAAGAAUCUUUGUCAGACUAAUACUUUUACAUCAAAGAAUAUUUGUCAACCUACUAUUUCCACAUCAAAGAAUAUGUGUCAACCUACUACUUGUACAUCAAAAAAUGUGUGUCAACCUACUACUUUUACAUCAAAGAAUAUUUAUCAACCAGCUACUUGCACAUCAGCCAUGGUUAGGACGGGAUGUGUGACGAACAAUAAUAGUUUUAAAAAGCACAGCAGUUUUGAUGACAAGUCUGCUUUCUCCAAAGGCUCUUACGUUCAAGGUUGUUCUAAAACUACAAGUUCUGCUGGAUCCAGUAAGUCUACCUGGAGGAGAAGCCACAGUUUUUCUGGAUCCCAGUCUCCUAGCAACCCUCCACGACGACAGCCAGCAUGUACUGUUUCUCGGUCUGAAACCGGAUUUAAGGGAACUCAACAUGUUGCUGAAAUCAACAAUAACUGGAAUACGACAUUGGUAGCUACAGUAUGUAUUCCAGAUUCUUGUCAGCAGAAAAUAUCAGCGACCUGUGAUAGCAGAUUUGGAUCAUCAGUAGGGAAGAAUGUGUCGCACGGUGCUCGUCUGAGUAAUAAGAAUGAAUAUCUAGAUACUAGCAUCACCGAUGAACUUCUGUAUCAGCUGGCCGAGCCUGACGAACUGUUAGAGAGUCAGCUGACACCCGAUGACUCCACGGUCAACAAGAUCAGCGAAGAGUUGUGUCACGAUGAUCUCUUUGAUGAUGAAAUGGAUGAUGUUUCUACAGUUGUGAAAACAGUUAACACCAGUAGUGUGGUUCCCAAGACAGCCAGUAUUGGUAUGGAUAUGAAGAUAGCCAGUAAUAAGUCAGUCGGUAGCCGUGGUGGUUACUCUGUCCACGGUAAAGGGAGUAGCUUGACAUUUCAAGGUAAACCACCGUCCCAUGCUGUUGGUGGUAAGACAUUACAGAGUGGUUCUAGUCACAUGUCAACUCGCAUUGGUACAGUUGGCUCGGUUGCACCAACUCAGCAAAGUUCUGUGGGAAAGUUUAGUUUCAAAAAUUCUGUUUUGAAAUCAAAACCAGCAUCUGUGCAGUCAAGUGCUCCAGUGAACCAUAACACAAGAAAUUCAAGUACAGUGCCAAACAUGGAAGCCUCUAAGAAUGGAACAUGCAGUAAAAACACUGCUUGUGGACUAGAGUGCAGCCAGGACAUGGAUGAUGACUCAUUUCUGGGGGAUGAUGCUUUGUUUGAAAGUCAGAUCCUCGCAUUGUUAGACCAGGUUGAGUCCCAAGAAAGUGUCCAGACUUCACAGGUCUCCAGUGUGAAGUGCACAUCAAGGGAAAUAGAACAGAAGCGCUUGGCUGCACUUGAAAAACAGAAGCAGAAGAAGACUCAUCCUCUCUGAAGUCGGCCGAUGUUGUCUCAGUUGGUUUUGACUUUUAAUUGAGAACACUGCUAUGAGAACGAACACCGGGCUUCCCAGGAUAGUCAGGGCUGCUCAGAUCACCGAUGUCUUCCCUAGCGUGGUAAUGAGAUUACUCAACUGGCUGUUACAGUUUACUGAUAUGGUCUAAUACAGCACUGUGCAAAAAUGCAAAAAAAAAAGGCCUUCAUAUUUCAUGAAAACAGACUGGCAGUAAGUGUGGCAAUUAAUGGCAGUUAUUCAAAUUGUAUUUGGAGAUUGAAGUGCCAUGGGACAGGCUGAUUCUGUCACUCAAAUGUAGACCGUGGAGAAACUAAUAACAGUAAUCAACACUGUGGCAUGUGGGUAUUACUCCAGUUGAGCUAAGACGGCCAAAGAUCCUUAAUCUUUACUUCAGCUUUUGGGCAAGUUCCUCAGCAGUCUUAUGCUAGAGGUGUUUCUCGGUGCAAGGCACAAUAUUUCAUGUGAACCAUUGUUCUGUUCGUGUGUUGGUUACCCAACUUUAAAUUGAUGCCAACCACCAAUCAGUUACAUGGUAAAUCGUCCUGAAAAUAAAAGUUGCACAUUUCAAAAAUAACAGGUCAGUAUUGAUUUAUUCCCAAAACUGAUUCUGGACAUUUCUGGAUAUAUGCAAGACACCUGUUCCGGCAGUCAUUGUCCAUUAAUGGUUUGGAAAUAUACCAGUAAGCUCAAUGAGAUUAGAAAAGCUAAAUCGCUGGUUACACUAGUUAUUCAAAUAUAAUUAAGGUAAUCGGACACCCAGUUACCUAUAAUCCAUCCCACAGGAAAUGCAGAGGCGGAUGGGGGGGGGG